This is a messenger RNA of Papaver somniferum (opium poppy), 654 nucleotides long. RefSeq lists its product as uncharacterized. NCBI's taxonomy places the organism in Eukaryota, Viridiplantae, Streptophyta, Magnoliopsida, Ranunculales, Papaveraceae. Gene Ontology annotation, molecular function: nucleic acid binding; RNA-DNA hybrid ribonuclease activity. Bases 1 to 654 code for a protein of 217 amino acids. The transcript has a single exon. The record is from RefSeq and is a predicted model, not a curated record.
AUGCACUUCAUCUGGAAACAUAGAUAUAGAUGUGUUUUCGACAACAUAACACCCAACUUUAGCUCUGUCAUUCAUCAAGUGAGAUAUUAUGUUGCACAACAUCAUUUGGAUUUCUUAUCUGAUGCUUAUAAUCUAACUGUUAGAGAUAGUCAUAUCUUGAAUCUGCCUUGGGAACCUCCUCCUGCACACUUCUUGAAAAUCAAUAUUGAUGCUUCAUAUAACAGUGCUUCUCUUUUAGCUGGUAUUGGAAUUAUAACGAGAAAUUCUGCAGGGGCAUAUGUUAUGGGAAGGGGAACAAUAAGAAGAGCUAUUAAUGCUCAGCAAGCUGAAGCUUGGGCUAUGCAAAUGGCAAUGGUAAAUGGAUGGACUCAUGUGAUAUUUGAAACAGAUAACUUAGGUAUCAGUUUGUACUUGCAGCAGAACUCUUCUCUUUCUCAUUGGCAGAGCGCUCCUCUCCUUAAAAGAUGUGUUAAUAUAUGUAAUAUUAAUCCCAUCUGGUCUUCUAAAUUUGUUUACAAUAGUUGUAAUAAAGCUGCAGAUGCUUUAGCUAAAGCAGCUCGUAAACUUAAUCUAUGUUGGGAUUGGUGGUUUCAACCACCUGAUCUUUUAAAUCCUUACAUAAGUUAUGAUGUAUCAAACCUGGUUGUUAUAUAA